CACUGACUCCAAAGUGACCACAGUUUCCACGUGAGAGUAUUUGAGGUGCAUGAAUGAACGCUACGAGUGCUCCAAUAAGAGAAUCGAUAUCGUGAGAAAAAAUGACAAGGUUUGCAAGAGCGAAGGGAUCCAAAGCUUCAAACGAAAGACUACCGAAUGAGGCUACGCCAUGGCACGUAAUGAAACAACAAUUAGAGGAGAGCAAGAGCAAGGUACCUUUGGAGAAGAAAAAAUCGGCGAAGGAGUUAUUGAAAGAACGCGAGGAUCCCCUCAACAGCGGCACUAAAAACACUCAGGAAUGGGCGGAAUUUGAAGACAACAGACCCAAGACUAACGUAAAAAAACAUAAGGAUCCCAAGUCAAAUGGCGAUCUCGUAAAAAAAUCGAAAAAUAAAGUAGCAUCCGUAGGUGAUAACAAUGUAGAGAAAUUGCAAGCAACGGGAAAUGUAAAGACAACAGACAGGAAGAAGAGCAAGUUUUCAAACGAAAAGAAACAAGCCAUCGACAAUCUAAAUUCAACAUCCCAUGAGAAAGAAUCGGGCAAGCCGGGGGUUCCACAGGAUUCAAGUCACGUUGUGUUGAGUAAACGACAGAAGCGGAAUCAGAAGAGGAAGUUGGAAAUGUCUAACGACGGAUCCAAGAGAUUCAAGAGAGAUGCUCCAGUCAAGAGUGGCAAUGCAAUCACGAGGGAGGAAAGGAUAAAGAAGAAGGGAGAGUAUAAAAGGAGAAAGCCAAAUACCGGUGUCACAAAAAUAAUAAUCAACGGUGUUGAGGUCGAAAUUGUUAUGUACGAUGGAUUCCCCGUGAAAAAGGAAGAUGCCGACAGAUUAGCGGAACUUAAACGGAAAAUGAUAAUGAAGGGUAUACCAAAAUCUGAGGUGGAUACGGCGAUGAAGCUGGAGAGACGCAGGGCUGAGAAAGCCCUGACGCGCGUCAGGAAACUAGUCUGCUUCAAUUGUCGCAAGUCCGGGCACAAUCUGUCGGAUUGUCCCGAGCUCGAUCACAACGAGACCGGCACAGGCAUCUGUUUCAAGUGCGGCUCAACGGAACACACUCACUUCGAGUGCAAAGUCAACAAGGAUUCUACUUACAGAUACGCAAAGUGUUUCAUCUGCCGGGAGCAGGGUCACAUUGCUGCGCAAUGCCCGGACAAUCCUAAAGGAGUUUAUCCCCACGGUGGUAGCUGCAAAAUUUGCGGGGCUGUGACACACUUGAAGAAGGACUGUCCGGAUUUGGUGGAUGCCAAAGAAGGCAACGCAGUCACAGUGGAAAAGAUGGACGAAUCUGCCGUGGAAUCUUUGCAGAAAGACGCAAAAGAGAAGUGCGACGGCAAUAAACCCCUUCAAAAUAAGAUCAUAAAAUUUUAGCGAUACACUUUACAAUAUAUUUACGAACUUGUAUUAUAUCUUGUUUUUCUUAUCGAUACAGAAAGAAUUAUAUACACUUGCCAGAAAAA
Vollenhovia emeryi is the source of this 1456-nucleotide messenger RNA. RefSeq lists its product as uncharacterized. NCBI's taxonomy places the organism in Eukaryota, Metazoa, Arthropoda, Insecta, Hymenoptera, Formicidae. The transcript is spliced from 3 exons. Gene Ontology annotation, molecular function: nucleic acid binding; zinc ion binding. The coding region runs from base 102 to 1367 and encodes 421 amino acids. The record is from RefSeq and is a predicted model, not a curated record.